CGCAGUGCGACUGCUGAGGGAAAACGCGUUGCGCUCUUCUUCGGAGCCUCGCGGGCAUUCGUAGCAUCACUUCCGGAAAACGGCGGGAAAGAUGGCGGCCGAGUCAGACGAGUGCGAAACGGCAUUGAAUAUGAGUCCUACAUCCAGAGAUGAGCCUCCCAGCCCAGGAGAAAUGGAGCAGCGUGAGAGAAAGGCCAGCACAAGUUCAUCUGAGGAUGGAGACAGUGAUGGGGAUGACCGCAGGAGGGUUGUUGAUGGCCAGCGUAACCCUGAAGCAGGUAGACCUGAGGGUUCAGCUCAACCUGAGGACGCUGGCUCCAGAAAUGGGAGUCCACGAGCGGGCAGCCCUGUGGUGAGCGCAUCGUCCAGGGCCCGGCACAAUCAAGGGUCCAGCGGCUCAGACAGUGACAGCAGUGAAGACGACAGUGAUGACGGUGUUAUGCACAGGAUGAAGAGCAGUGUCACACAUAUCAAGCGUGCCUCUGACGAUGAGAGCAAGAACAGACGAAGAAGCUCCUCACCUGACAGGGACGAAAAGAAGUCACAGUCAAGAUCCCGCUCCAGAUCCCGCUCUAGAUCUCGUUCUCCUCAAGAACGUUACGGAAGGGGUCGUAGGUCCAGGGAGCGUGAGCGAGAUCGAGACCGCUAUGACGACCGGGAUCGUUAUGAGCGGCGCUCCAGCAGAGAGAGGGAUUGGGAACACAGGAGGAGGGGAAGGUCAGCAUCCCCAGCCAAAAAUGAUAAACCUCCCACUGAGGAGCCUCCAGUGAAGAAGAGGAAAGAAGGGCUGGACCCCAUCCUGACCCGCACCGGUGGGGCCUACAUCCCACCGGCCAAACUGCGAAUGAUGCAGGCUCAGAUCACUGAUAAGAGCAGUUUGGAGUAUCAGAGGAUGAGCUGGGAAGCCCUGAAGAAGUCCAUCAAUGGUCUGAUCAACAAAGUAAACGUUUCCAACAUCGGCAACAUUAUUCAAGAGCUUCUGCAGGAGAAUAUUGUGAGGGGCAGCAAAUUCUUCUUUAUGGAUGUCUUCAAGUUGGAUCCCAACUUCCUGGAGAACGAGGAGAAGUACAAAGCAAUUAAACGGGAAAUUCUUGACGAAGGAAGCAGUGAUUCUGGUGGUGACGCUGGUGGCAGUGGAGAUGACGAAGAUGAUGAUGAUGAUGAAGAUAAAGACGAGGCAGCUGGAGAAGAACAAGAGAAAGUCACCAUCUUCGACCAGACAGAGGUGAACUUGGUUGCGUUCCGUCGAACGAUUUACCUCGCCAUCCAGUCAAGCUUGGACUUCGAAGAAUGCGCCCACAAGUUGAUAAAAAUGGAUUUCCCCGACAGCCAGACGAAAGAGCUGUGCAACAUGAUCCUGGACUGUUGUGCCCAGCAAAGAACAUACGAGAAGUUCUUUGGUCUCCUAGCUGGGAGGUUUUGCCUGCUGAAGAAAGAAUAUAUGGAGAGUUUUGAAGCCAUCUUCCAGGAACAGUAUGAAACCAUCCACCGGCUUGAAACCAACAAAUUGCGUAAUGUUGCUCGAAUGUUUUCUCAUCUCCUCUACACAGACUCCAUUCCAUGGAGUGUCCUUGAAUGCGUUAAAAUGAGUGAAGACACAACGACGUCCUCCAGUCGAAUCUUUGUGAAGAUUUUGUUCCAGGAACUUUGUGCUUACAUGGGUUUGCCAAAACUGAAUGAGAGACUGAAGGACAUGACUCUUCAGUCUUUCUUCGAUGGUCUUUUCCCACGUGACAACCCGAGGAACACGAGAUUUGCCAUUAAUUUCUUCACAUCAAUUGGCCUUGGAGGACUUACGGAUGAGUUGAGAGAACAUCUGAAGAACGCUCCUAAGAUGAUCAUGACCCAGAAUCAGGAAGUGGAGUCAUCUGAUUCUUCCUCCUCUUCCUCUUCUUCUUCAGACUCCUCCUCAUCUUCAGAUUCCCCAUCUGACAGCGACAGCAGUGACAGUGACUCGGAUUCGUCCAGCGACUCAGACUCCUCCUCCAGCAGUGACAGCUCCUCAGACUCAAAGCAUAAGAAGGCCUUGGGCAAGAAGGACAAGAACAAGGAAAAGAAGAGGUCCAGCAAGGCAGCAAACCAGCCAUCUCCUCUGGAGGACCGGCCCAGCAAGAGACACGAGAACCGGCGGCAAGACGGCAGCAACGAGGACCGCCGCGGAUCCGACAAGCACCACAGAGAUUCUCGCCGCCAGGGACAUGAGGACGAGUCGCCCCCUGCUCGACAGCGAGGAGAACCUGAGCGUGGAAGAGGACAUAAAGAGCAGCAGCACCACAGGCACGCUCCGGACCACGAGGACCGACAGCCGGAUUCACGAAGGCACAAGGACGACGGCAAAAACUCCCGAGCGGACAAGGACAAAGAUAGACACAGAAGCAGAGAGAAGGAGCCUCUGCGGCGGAGCCGGGACAGGUCAAAGUCACGAGAGAGGAGCCGCAAAGAGAUCGACUCCAGGGACUCGGACAAGAACGGCUUGGAGAGGGUGGACAAAGAGAACAGGCAUUCUGACAGAGACAAAGAGUCCAGGAGGAAAGACGAGAGGAGCAGGGAUAGCUCACCGAGGAGACACAGAUAGACAGAAUAAGAUCAUGAUAUCGUACCAGUUUUGAGCCGUUCCUCGUUCACUGUGGCUUUCACCCUUGUGCUUUUGCUUAGCCUCUGUGUUGUUAUAAAGUAAAACAUAAUGAUUUUUGAGCUGUUGUUAAAAGGACUCGUGUGGAAAUGUACCGUACACGCACUGAUGCUGUGUAAGGUGUUCCUGAAACAAUUUUAGCAGUUAAACGAGGCUGUGUUCAUAUUGUUGGGGACAUUUUGUAUUUUAUGUAUACUUGCCCAACAGUAUUUUUGCUGUUGUUUUGGAAGUAAUUGGGAAAAGCAAGAUUAAAGAUGACAUUUGCUAUACAUUUAAAAGGUUCACUGUGAUUAUUAAAGCCACAGUUGAUUCAAACUAGUUAGGAAAAAUAUUAAAGAUGUAUUGUGAUGAUUUUGCUAGCAAUAUAAGAGAUAUAAACGUCUGUUCAAAAGU
This is a messenger RNA of Sinocyclocheilus rhinocerous, 3025 nucleotides long. RefSeq names its product CWC22 spliceosome associated protein homolog (gene cwc22). The record is from RefSeq and is a predicted model, not a curated record. The coding region runs from base 92 to 2575 and encodes 827 amino acids. Gene Ontology annotation, molecular function: RNA binding. Gene Ontology annotation, cellular component: catalytic step 2 spliceosome. Lineage: Eukaryota; Metazoa; Chordata; Actinopteri; Cypriniformes; Cyprinidae. The transcript has 18 exons. Gene Ontology annotation, biological process: mRNA splicing, via spliceosome.